GCCGCUACAACUUCGUGUACGUCCCCCAUGACAAGUCACGGCAACGGAAUGUGGCGCUGGCCUUCGUCAAUUUCACUGACAGUGAAGCGGCUAGGACGGCUUUUGCGUACUUUCAGGGGCGCAGCCAUCCGAUGGACGUUCGCCUUGGAAGCCACAUUCGUGUUUCCCAGGCAGAUGUGCAGGGCCUCAAUCUUAACCUGGCGUACUUCAUCGCCAGGAGUGGCCUCACCGAUAUGGAGAACCCACAUGCACCUCGAGUCUUCGAGAAGGGCCGGCGCGUAAACCUCUUGGAGGCUGCGAAGAAGCACGUCACCAUGCAACUGGUGGCGCAGGCCAGCCAGCACGUGAAAGCAGUCGAUGAU
Messenger RNA from Symbiodinium necroappetens, 362 nucleotides. The record is from the annotation of a GenBank genome assembly. Lineage: Eukaryota; Dinophyceae; Suessiales; Symbiodiniaceae.